AUAAAUAACGCGAACGAAUAAAUUAGUCAAUUUUCCCGCCCAAUAUACUUCAUCAUUGCACACUUCACUUCACUAAAACCUUUUGCCCCUUUUCGCCUCCAAACUAGGGUUUCCAUCAGACCCUCGAAUAGUCUCAGCUCAGCAUGGAAAUCAAUCGAAUCGCUCAGCUCCUCAACGAAACCCUCAGCCCCGAUGGUCUCGUCGUCCAUGCUGCCACCGAAUCUCUCGACCGUCUCUCUCUCCUACCAGAUUUCCCUUUCUCUCUCCUCUCCAUUUCCACCGGAGGUGAAAACCAGGGUCAGAGAAUUGCUGCUGCUACGUACCUGAAGAACUUCACUAGGAGAAAUGUCAAUGCAGAUGGAGUGCAUUCCAAAGUCAGUAAGGAGUUUAGAGAUGCGCUUAUGCGGGCUUUGCUGCAAGUAGAACCUGCGAUUCUGAAAGUUUUGGUUGAAGCUUUUCGGGUGAUCGUCGCAGCUGAGUUUGUGAAGGACUAUUCGUGGCCUGAACUUGUUCCAGAAUUGCGAUCCGUUAUCCAAAAUAGUAAUCUUAUUAAUAACAGUGCGAAUUGUGAAUGGAAGACUAUUAAUGCACUUACUGUUCUUCAUUCACUUAUGAGACCAUUUCAGUACUUCUUGAAUCCAAAACUUGCAAAGGAGCCGGUUCCACCCCAGCUAGAGCUAAUUGCAAAAGAAAUUCUCGUACCUUUGGUUGCUGUAUUUCAUCAUUGUGCUGAAAAGACGUUAACUAUCCAUGUUAGAACAGAAAUGGAAACUGAGAAGAUGCUUCUAAUUGUAUGCAAGUGCAUAUAUUUCGCUGUGAGAUCACAUAUGCCUUCUGCCUUGGUUCCUGUUCUUCCUUCACUCUGCCGAGAUCUAUUUGGGGUCCUGAGUUCUUUAAGUUUUGAUGGCACAUUAACGUUGGAAGAUGGGUACACGCUGAGGCUGAAGACGGGAAAGAGAAGUUUACUUAUUUUUUGUGCUUUGGUCACACGACACCGAAAGUUUUCUGAUAAGUUAAUGCCAGACAUUAUGAAUUGUGUUUCAAGAAUAGUCAAGAGUAGUGCAACUAUCAGUAAGCUGGAUUUCCUCUCAGAGAGGAUUGUUUCAUUAGCUUUUGAUGUUAUUUCACAUAUUUUAGAGACAGGACCCGGAUGGAGACUAGUUUCCCCCCACUUUUCAUCAUUGCUGGACUCUGCGAUCUUCCCUGCACUAGUGAUGAAUGAGAAGGACAUGAUAGAAUGGGAAGAAGAUGCAGAUGAAUACAUACGGAAGAAUCUUCCAUCUGAUCUUGAAGAAAUUUCUGGAUGGAGAGAGGACUUGUUCACAGCCAGAAAAAGUGCAUUGAAUUUACUGGGUGUUAUUGCAAUGUCGAAGGGGCCUCCAAUGAUCGCCUCAGGUAAUAGUUCUUCAGUUUCCUCAAAGCGUAAGAAAGGUGAAAAGAACAAGGGAAAAAAUCGCAGUUCCAUGGGGGAGCUGCUAGUGCUUCCCUUUUUGUCGAAGUUCCCAAUUCCUUCCAAUGUCGACACAUCUAAAACUAAGAUUCUAAAUGAUUAUUAUGGUGUUUUAAUGGCAUAUGGCAGCCUUCAAGAUUUUCUAACAGAGCAGAAGCCUGGAUAUGUAACAACUCUUGUUUGUACUAGGGUGCUACCGUUGUAUACAGUAUCAAUAUGCUCGCCUUAUCUGGUUGCCUCUGCAAACUGGGUGCUUGGGGAGCUUGCUUCUUGUCUCCCUGAAGAGAUGAGUUCUGAUGUCUAUUCUUCAUUGCUGAAAGCCUUGGCAAUGCCGGAUGUUGAAGUUAUUUCUUGUUAUCCUGUGCGGAUAUCUGCUGCUGCUGCAAUUGCAGAACUUGUUGAAAAUGACUACUUGCCACCAGAAUGGUUACCCCUUCUUCAAGUUGUGGUUGGUAGGAUUGGUGUUGAAGUUGAAGAGACAUCCAUUUUGUUUCAGCUUCUUGGUACUUUGGUUGAGGCUACUAAUGGAAGCAUUGCUCUUCAUAUCCCACAUAUUGUUUCAUCGUUGAUUGAUACAAUUUCAAAAUGUAUACCUUCUAAUCCAGAGCCAUGGCCUCAAAUUGUUGAACAGGGCUUUGCGGCAUUAGCGGUGAUGGCUCAAUGUUGGGAAGACUCUGUACCUGAAGAAGUUGAGCAGAAUGAAUCAAGUGAAUGGGUAUCUGGUCGUAAUACCAUAGCUAGAGCUUUCUCAGAUCUCUUACAACAGGCUUGGCUUAGGCCCCUGCAGCCAAUGGAAGGUGAUGAUGCUGCUGUGUUGCCCCCUCCAUCAUGCAUAGAUGAUUCAUCAGCAUUGCUCAGGUUCAUUAUGCAAAGUGUCACUGAAAGCAAUGAAAUUAUAAAGCUAAAAUUAUCAGAACUUAUAGUAGUUUGGGCUGAUCUGAUUGCUGACUGGAAUGCAUGGGAAGAAAUGGAGGAUUUAGCAAUCUUCAACUGCAUCAAGGAAGUUGUGAGUCUCCAAACAAAAUUUGCACUGAAAAAUUUCUUUGUGGGACAAAUGCCGUCCCCUCCAGCUCCACCCGUACCAAAACGUUCCAUUAUUGAAGGAAUUGGUGCUUUCAUCACUGAGGCCAUGUCACAAUAUCCAGCUGCAACCUGGAGGGCUUCCUCCGGCGUCCAUAUGCUGUUACAUGUUCCGAGUUACUCAUUUGAAGCAGAAGGUGUUAAGGAGUCAUUGGUGAUAGCUUUCAGUCGGGCAGCAUUUUCUCGUUUCAGAGGAAUUCAAUCCAAGCCUUGUUCACUAUGGAAACCUUUGUUGCUUACCGUAUCUUCAUGUUAUUUAUGCUAUCCUGAUAUUGUGGAGAAGAUUUUGGAGAAGGAUGAACAUGAUGGCUUCACAGUCUGGGCAUCUGCUCUAGCUUUUAUCUCCAGCAGCAGAUUCGAACAUGGUCUGUCAACAGAAUCGGAGAUUAAGUUAACCGUGAUGGCAUUAGUAAAAGUGGUUGAGCGGCUGCUAAAACUAGGAAAUCUGGGUAGUGGUUUGUUACAAGAAUGCUUUACCUCAUUAAUGGAGGCAUCUGUAAGGUUGAAAGAAGUGCAAGGAGAAGAAAAUGAAGAGGAUGAAGAUGAGGAUGUUGGUGAUCAGGACACUGAAGAAGAAGAAGAUGAUGAUGAUGAUGAUGAGGAUUCCGAGGAUGAUGAGCGUGAAGAAACCGAAGAAGAAUUUCUGGAUAGGUGUGCCAAAGCAGCUGCUGCCUUAGAAAAUGGGACUUUUCUAGAAGAAGGGGAUGUAGAAGAUCAAGAGCAAGGGUUUGAAUUGGGCCAUUUGGGAGAGAUCAACCAGCAAAGCAUUGUGGUGUCAUUAAUAGAGAGAUACCACCAAGUUUUGGUACAAGGACAAUCAUUGCCACCAGAACUCAUUUCAGCUUUUGUGAACACAUUCCCUGAAUGUAGUUUGUACUUCCAGCAAUCUCGGUAAGAUAUUUAUUAUGCUUGAAUAUCUAUAAACAUGUCUACAGGGACAGCAAGAAGAAAUUUGUUGUAAUAUUAAGUGUUUCUGAAUAUGUUGUGACGUAGAGAUCCUCCUGGAUCUGUUGUUUUCUUCUUUUAUUUUUAUUUAUUCAAAUUACUCAUAAA
This is a messenger RNA of Cornus florida, 3583 nucleotides long. Its product is annotated as importin beta-like SAD2 homolog. Gene Ontology annotation, cellular component: nuclear envelope; cytosol. NCBI's taxonomy places the organism in Eukaryota, Viridiplantae, Streptophyta, Magnoliopsida, Cornales, Cornaceae. The record is from RefSeq and is a predicted model, not a curated record. The transcript is spliced from 21 exons. Gene Ontology annotation, molecular function: small GTPase binding. Gene Ontology annotation, biological process: protein import into nucleus. The coding region runs from base 144 to 3425 and encodes 1093 amino acids.